CGACUGUUCCAAUUCAGUGUCCCAAAUAAAUUGAUAUGGCGUCAAGAUGUGGAACGAUGUUGAAUCGGAAAGUUUAUGUAGGCAAAGUAUCUAGGUUGCGAUUUAUACACUCGAAUACAAGAUGGCACAAUUCUAAUGAAAGAUGUGGUUGCAAUCUCAGAAGUCAACUCCAGGAAAGGGAUAAUUCAAGAGCAUUUUCUAGAAACAUUGGGGCCAUUAGCAUUGUUCGGCCAGCACUCCUUUAUCCACAUAAAACAGAGAAAAGGCCAAUUCGAACUUUCUUUAGUAAUCCACUUGAACAUGUUUUGAAAGACAAAAGAAAAGAAUACUCUGAGAGAAAAAUAUUACCGUUUUCCAUGGACCACAUGUAUGAUGUUGUUGCAAAUGUUGAUGAUUACAAGCAUUUUGUUCCAUGGUGUAGAGACUCAAAGGUCCUAGAAACAAAACCUGGUCAUUUAAGAGCUGUUUUAGAAGUUGGAUUCCCUCCUUUGGUAGAAAGAUAUACCUCAAUCCUAACACUAGUCAGGCCAAACUUAGUUAAGUCUGAGUGUGUUGAUGGAGACAUGUUUAACUACAUGAAGGCAGUUUGGAGGUUCAGCAAAGGAAUUCCAAACAAUCCAAACUCAUGCACAUUGAAUUUUCAUAUUGCUUUCGAAUUCAAGUCAGCUCUCCACUCUCAUCUUUCUACAAUGUUCUUUGAUGAGGUUGUGAAGAAGAUGGUUCAAGCUUUUGAAAAGCGUUGUGAAUUGCUCCAUGGCUCUAGUUUCUCAGGGAAGCCCAUUCAUAAGCGCCGCAGGAAAUUAUCAAGUUACAGAGAAACAGUUGAGACAAGCUAACAACAACUGGAUUAGAUGUUCAUAAAUGGCUAGGAAUGUGUCAAAUUGUGUCAAUUGUAACUAUUUGCACUUAUGUCAAUCGUGGUAAAUUUUUUUACUGAUUAUUAUUAACAUAACCUAGAAAGUGACAUGUCUUUAGCUACUCUUAACACUAAUGAUGUCUACUUCAAAUUAUCUUAAAUGAAUUGUACAUACAAUUGCACACAUGUUUGAAUAUUUAUGACCAAGUAGUGAUAUAUUGGUUAUUUUGUGAUUAUUUGCCUUACUGUAGUCAAAUGUCAUGAGUACUUUUUCAACACAAUUAACUUUAUGUUAGAGUAUUCCCAGCAUUUGCUCUGUUAGAGUCAACUUUUAUUGAUUUGAGGAGUGUUGCUCUAAAAUGGCCAGGUUAUGCCAACCACUUCAUACUUCAUACAUACAGACAAAAACAAACUAGAAAAAACUAAAGCUGCUUUUUGUGUCUUAUCAGAAAUAAAUUUGUUUAUAAUUAUACCCAACAUUAAUUUGUUUUCAUGAUCUAUUAAUACACAGUUCGAACAACCAUUUUAAUUUUAAGUAGGUUAACCUCAACCCUACCAAGCAUUGUCCUACCCUGUGCUUAGCAUAUAGACAGUUCUUCCUUUAAGCUGCCUUAAUGUUUGAAGCAUUGGCAAUUUUUAAAAAGUGUUCCCAGAUCUCUGAUCUCAUAGUAUUUCCAACAUGUUAAUGUUUGGUUAUUUACUAGAGCUAGAUCUCCUUUAGCAGUUAAAUAUCUUUGUGAUACAAGUGUUAGAUAAAGCAACUAAUUCAAUAUAUGGUAUUUAAAAUAAUAUACAUCGUGUAAUGACGUUUUACAUUUUAGAUACUAUUUUAUCCUUCA
This is a messenger RNA of Rhopilema esculentum, 1695 nucleotides long. Its product is annotated as coenzyme Q-binding protein COQ10 homolog B, mitochondrial. Gene Ontology annotation, molecular function: ubiquinone binding. Gene Ontology annotation, biological process: cellular respiration. The record is from RefSeq and is a predicted model, not a curated record. Gene Ontology annotation, cellular component: mitochondrion. Lineage: Eukaryota; Metazoa; Cnidaria; Scyphozoa; Rhizostomeae; Rhizostomatidae.